AUAUUGGGUAAAAUCUCGGCUCGCGGGGAGUCUCGGGAGCUGUUAUCGCGAGAGUACGGCGGGAGGCUCCUGGUCGGGGCUCUGCAACCGAGACCACUGGAGCCUCGGCGGGUGCAGCAGCUAGAGGACGGGUCCAGCGACGCGGCCCGGGGCCCGGAGUCGGCCUGGUGGGAAGAGGGUGCAGGGGGGUUGCAGCGGGCGCAGCCUUGCGCCCCGGAGCGCGCCCCUGUCCCUAGCCGGGCUCGCCCGCCUCGCUGAGGCUAGUCCAGCAGCUGCAGCUGUCAGGGGCCGCGCGCGCGGGACUGUGCGGGGUCGCGGCAGCCGCACCUGCGCGGGCGACCAGCGCUAGGUCUCCGCCCGGCCGGGCGGGCAUCGCGAGCCGGGGAACGGGUGCGGGUGCAGGCGGGGGCCCCGCAGGGCCACCUCCUUGCCCCGCAGCUGCCGCUGGAAAAUGUCUCAGGAGAGGCCCACGUUCUACCGGCAGGAGCUGAACAAGACAAUCUGGGAGGUGCCCGAGCGUUACCAGAAUCUGUCCCCGGUGGGCUCCGGCGCCUAUGGCUCGGUGUGUGCUGCUUUUGACACAAAAACUGGGUUACGUGUGGCAGUGAAGAAGCUAUCCAGACCAUUUCAGUCCAUCAUUCAUGCCAAAAGAACCUACAGAGAACUGCGGUUACUUAAACAUAUGAAACAUGAAAAUGUGAUUGGUCUGUUGGACGUUUUUACACCUGCAAGGUCUCUGGAGGAAUUCAAUGAUGUGUAUCUGGUGACCCAUCUCAUGGGGGCAGAUCUGAACAACAUUGUGAAAUGUCAGAAGCUUACCGAUGACCAUGUUCAGUUCCUUAUCUACCAAAUUCUCCGAGGUCUAAAGUAUAUACAUUCAGCUGACAUAAUUCACAGGGACCUAAAACCUAGUAAUCUAGCUGUGAACGAAGACUGUGAGCUGAAGAUCCUGGACUUUGGACUGGCUCGGCAUACAGAUGAUGAAAUGACAGGCUACGUGGCCACUAGGUGGUACAGGGCACCUGAGAUCAUGCUGAACUGGAUGCAUUACAACCAGACAGUUGAUAUUUGGUCAGUGGGAUGCAUAAUGGCGGAGCUGUUGACUGGAAGAACAUUGUUUCCUGGUACAGACCAUAUUGAUCAGUUGAAGCUCAUUUUAAGACUCGUUGGAACCCCAGGGGCUGAGCUUUUGAAGAAAAUCUCCUCAGAGUCUGCAAGAAACUAUAUUCAGUCUUUGACCCAGAUGCCGAAGAUGAACUUUGCAAACGUAUUUAUUGGUGCCAAUCCUUUGGCUGUCGACUUGCUGGAGAAGAUGCUUGUACUGGACUCAGAUAAGAGAAUUACAGCAGCCCAAGCCCUCGCACAUGCCUACUUUGCUCAGUACCAUGACCCUGAUGAUGAGCCAGUGGCCGACCCUUACGAUCAGUCCUUUGAAAGCAGGGACCUUCUCAUAGAUGAGUGGAAAAGCCUGACCUACGAUGAAGUCAUCAGCUUUGUGCCGCCACCCCUUGACCAAGAAGAGAUGGAGUCCUGAACACCUGGUGUCUGUUCUGUUGAUCCCACUUCACUGUGAGGGGAAGGCCUUUCCAUGGGAACUCUCCAAAUAUCAUUCAAGUGCCUCUGUUGCGAAGAUUUCCUCCAUGGUGGAAGGGGUGUGUGUGUGUGUGAGUGUGUGUGUACGUGUAUGUAUCUGUCUUUGUGGGAAGGUGAGAGAAUAAUAUGAGUAAACUAUGAUCACCGUGACUUUACAUGGAAUUGCAGAUGCUCCAUGGCAGCCUCCACUUCUCCAUUCUGAGAGUCAGCUCAGGCAGACGAGAACUGCCGUCUUGUUAGGACAAUGUUAAAUGCAAAGCAAAAAAAAAUUAAACAUCCCUAUCGCAGUCAUGCUUUUGCCACUUUGGCUUCUCCUGUGGCCCCACCUUGACGGUAGACAGUGGCAUAGAGCGGAGGCUCACACCUUCCGGUUGCUUCCGACUGGAAGCCGCCCCUCAGCGAUGCGUACAGCCGGAACGGACCAACUGGCCUGUUAACUUGCUUAGUGUGGUUCUCAGAACUUGACAGGUGUAUUUGAAACUGUAAAUAUGUUUGUGCCUUAAAAGGAGAGAAGAAAGUGGCGGCAGUUAAAAGACUGCCGCUGCUGAAGCUCUGAGCUGGGCAAGGAGACAGGGCUGUCGCAUGGCUGCUGUGGGCCCGGCGUAGCCAGGCAGCCCUCAGAGGCCGCCAUGUGUGCAGUGUGCGCAUGCAUAUAUGUGCAUUUCUCUCUCUCUCUCUCCCCCCUCACCUCUAGGUGUUGUUGCCAUUUCUCUGCUUACCCCUCACCUUCAGUGCAGAAGUUUCAUGCGUAUUGGCCGCAGUAGUCAGAACCAGGUUCUUGCUGUCGGUAUACUUCCUGUGUGCUCUUUAUUUCUAGCAGAGUGGGGAUGUGUGCUGCACGUCUUGCUAUCUGAGCAUGCACAGCUGCUUGUCCUGUUCUCUUCGGGAGGCCCUGGUGCCAGGCAAGUCUGCCAGCGAUGACUUCUUGGAUAGUUCAGAUCCUGUGUCACGUCAGCUGAUGUUAUGGGCAAGUGACAUCAUCCUCUCUUCAGCCCCCAGUGCUAUUUUGUGUUGAACACAAUUGAUAUACUCCAGGUGCUUUUGAUGUGAAAACCAUGCAAAAAUGGAACAGAUGGAUGUAUAGCAUUUUCAUUCUUGCCAUCUUUCAACAAACUAUUCUGGGGAAGCUAACAUGGGAAAGAUCAGGGCUUUCCCCAAGAAUAUCCCAAACUUUGGAAAACAAGUUGUUCUCUUUUCUCCCACUAACCAAUGCCAAGAAAUGCUGAAAAUAAAUGUGAAAAAUAAAUAUCAUGAGGCCAGAAACUCCUUUUGCUAUCUUUCUCUAAAUGUGGUUUUAAAAAAGAAUUGUAACAAGGUGUCUUUUCCACUCCUCUAUGGAAAAGAGUCUUCUUGGCAGCUUAACAUUGACUUUUGGGUCUUGGUUUGGGGAGAAAUAAGUUUUGUUUCAGAAUUUUAUAUAGCAUAGGAAUCCUUUGAGAAUGUGAUUCCUUUUGAUGGGGAGAAAGGGCAAAUUAUUUUAAUAUUUUGUAUUUUCAACUUUGUAAAGAUGAAAUAUCCUCAGGGGUGGAGAAGAGUUGUUUUCAUAAUUUUCUGAAUUUUAGGCAUUUUGUGCUACAUGAGGGCCCACAUAUUUAAGUCUUUGUGUAAUAAGAAAGUGUAAAGCCACUUCCAGUGUUGGCUGUGUGACAGAAAUCACGUAUUUGGGCCAAUGUGUUUCCAUUUCUUUAUCAGUGCAGUGAUGCAUGCACUCCAGAAGGCCAGGGUAGGACCCCUGAAUCAACUGGAGCAAGAAGGAAGGAGGCAGGCUGAUGGUGAGCCCACCUCACCUGGGAUUCUUCCCUCUUUCAAGGAAAGUGAACGUAAAGGCCUCAUCUCCUUUAUAUGCACUUCAAAUCCUCACCAUCCACAGCAAGAUGAAUUUUAUCAGCUAUGUUUGGUUGUAAAUGCUAGUGUGAUUUCCUAUAGAAAUACUGCUCUGAAUAUUUUUUAAUAAAGGUCUUUGCACAUGUGACCACAUACGUGUUAGGAGGCUGCGUGCUCCAGGAGCCUGGACUCUAAGCUGGAGCUCUCGGAAGAGCUCUUUGGUUUCUGAGCACAAUGCUCCCAUCUCCUGAUUUCUCUGAACAGACAACAAAGGAGAGAAUGAGGGAAACUGCUAUUUUAUUUGUAUUCAUGAACUUGGCUGUAAUCAGGUAUGCCAUAUAGGAUGUCAGACAAUACCACUGGUUAAAAUAAAGCCUAUUUUUCAAAAUCA
Messenger RNA from Lemur catta (Ring-tailed lemur), 3808 nucleotides. It is a transcript of the gene MAPK14, whose product is annotated as mitogen-activated protein kinase 14. Gene Ontology annotation, biological process: p38MAPK cascade; protein phosphorylation. The coding region runs from base 452 to 1534 and encodes 360 amino acids. Gene Ontology annotation, cellular component: cytoplasm; nucleus. Lineage: Eukaryota; Metazoa; Chordata; Mammalia; Primates; Lemuridae. Gene Ontology annotation, molecular function: ATP binding; MAP kinase activity. The transcript has 12 exons. The record is from RefSeq and is a predicted model, not a curated record.